AUGGUAAAGCUUGAAGAUAUGGAGGAUGUGAUGAUGAAGAAGGACCGCUGGGAGAAGUUUGAUGCCCUGGUAGAAGUAGCGUUCGUUGCCGGACGGCAAGAGGAGGACGAAGAACGAGAGAAGAAAAUGAGAGAAGAGAUGGAGAAAGCUGUUGCAUUCCUCUCCCUCGCCGCGAAGAAGCGUUGUAAGACCGUGCCGAGACCAUAUCAGCAGCCGAACAUGGAGCCACCUCCGGAGAUGCCGGAGAGAUUCAGAAGGAAGAUAAUGGAGAUGGGGGGAGACAAUGUGGCGUUUGUGAUCGAGAAGAUGCUGUUCGAGACGGACGUGAGCGCGGGGCACAACCGAUUAUCGAUGCCCAUGUGCCAAAUCAGGCAGGACUUUGUGACGAAGGAAGAGAGGAGGAGGUUGGACUCGACGGACGCGAACAUAAAUGGAGUGGAGGUGAUUCUGGUAGAACCGUCCUUGGAGGACGACGAAGUGAUGCUGAAGAAGUGGAAGAUGAAGAGGAACUCGAUUCUGUAUGUGCUGAUAAAGAACUGGAACUCUGUUGUGAAGAGGAAUGGACUGGGUGCAGGGGAUGUGGUUAGGGUUUGGUCGUUUAGGGUUGGGUCGAAGCUGGGUUUUGCCCUGGUUAGGGUUGGAGAUGAGGAACAUGAAGGCAAGAAAGGCAAGUCGACGGGGAAGAAGAAGAAGGAUGGUGGGAGUGGAAGUGGGAGUAAAGGGAAAGAAGUUGAAGACAAUGGUGGCAAUGAGACUUGGAUCCACUAGCCAUGCAUACGUGAUGUGU
Molecule: messenger RNA, 787 nt
Organism: Vitis vinifera (wine grape)
Lineage: Eukaryota; Viridiplantae; Streptophyta; Magnoliopsida; Vitales; Vitaceae
Product: B3 domain-containing protein At3g25182-like
Exons: 1
Coding region: 1-768 (255 amino acids)
Molecular function (GO): DNA binding
Source: RefSeq, a predicted model, not a curated record